AUGGAAACUCCACAGGAGGACAGAGGGAGAUCUCGUUCAAUGAACAAUAAAAGUCGUUCUUUGAAUCCAUCAACCUCCCCACACCCUCAAUACCAUGACCCCCGGACCUCUUCGCUUGAACUCGAUCCUGCUGGUACAAUCUUCACCAACUCUCCCUCUUUAGCCACUUCCAAUGAGCAGUUCCCCAUAACCACACCUUACCUAUCCGCAUCCGCGCAUGAUACCAAUUUCCUCCAUCCCUCUGGCGUCACAUCGUCGGAACCUCCUCCUUUUGGGCAUCCCCAACCGUUCUCUCAAAGCUUCGAGGCCGGUUUCCUCAAUCAGCUCGAACGCUCCUUGAAUAUCAAAGCCGCGCAGGGGGAGGAGAACUUCUCCAGCCUCCUUAACUCAAAUAGGCCACAAUUUGAGGAUUUUACUAUUUACACAAACACUAAUACCGCAACUGAUUUCGACCCUUCACUUAUGCUUGAUCCACAACUCAAUCAGAAUCAGCGACAGCAGCAACAGCAACAAUUAAACCAGUCUGUCAAUCCUGCGAACUUAAGCAGGAUAUCAUCUCCACACCCCACUCCCCCACACUUGAUACCACCUGAUGCACACCCGUCCCCUGGCCGUCCAUCAUCUCCAGCUUCUAACCCAGGUGCUUAUUAUACCCCCAACCAGUCUCGUCCAACAUCAUUGGACCCCACAAGUGCAGCCUUUUUGACGAGCCAAUCCCACACCGAUUGGCAAGGCAUGCUAGGGAAUCCCGCUUUCCAAAGCCAUCGAAGAGCACCAUCAGAGCACUCGGACGUUUCCUCUGCUGCGCAUUCGCCCUAUCUCGCCCAUCACGAUACCUUUGAUCCAGACAUUAACAGUCAUUCUCCAUUACUCUCCGCUCAAAACGAUCAGAACCCAUAUGAGAAUGCCCUGGGAAUGGAAGCAUUUUCAAUAUCGGAGCAGGUCCUACAUCAAAGGCUUAGCCCAGGUCAGAGCCCUUAUAUCUCUCCGCGCCUGAUGCCGCAGCAACUAGGUGCGGAUCCGGGGCAAGAUGGAUCAUUUAUCUUAGCACAGCAUGUGAAUAAUCAACUUGGACCAACUAGUCCUCCAGAAAUGUAUGUCACCCGGGCUGAGGCGACCCCAGCACCCGCACCCGCUUUUCAAACCCAUAAUAGUCCUGGGGAUAUGGGCCAGGCUGCCCAAAUGACGCCGCCUUCUAUCAAUGUUGAAUUUGCGCCUCCAUCACGAACCACAAGCUUUGGUCCUUCCAAACCGGAGACAGAUAUGGACACUCUCAGCCCUCCCGCUAACCGCUCUCGUGGACGCAGCAAGUCUGAUCCCUAUGGUCAUCCCAUGACUCGUCCAAUGCCACUUUCGACACCUCCAGCUAUCGCUGGUCCAGGCUCCCAACGUUCCCUUUCACCUUUUAGCGGCAGCACUGGCAACCUGAGCACUCCAUCCUCCCGUGAUGCUUCUCCGUCAGCAGCCAAGAAUCGACGCCAGUCAACCUCCUCAAUCGACAAUCGUAAUUACAUACUGGAUCUCGCCGACCCCCAACGACCAGGUGCAAGUGCUACAGACUCUAAACGUAUCCAGAAACACCCGGCAACCUUUCAAUGCAGCCUAUGCCCGAAACGCUUUACCAGAGCCUACAAUUUACGCUCUCAUCUUCGUACACAUACCGACGAGAGGCCCUUUGUGUGCACAGUGUGCGGCAAGGCCUUCGCCCGCCAGCAUGACCGCAAGCGCCACGAGUCUCUCCACUCCGGUGAAAAGAAAUUCGUAUGUCGUGGCGAUCUAGCCCGCGGCGGCCACUGGGGUUGUGGGCGACGGUUCGCGCGAGCAGAUGCGCUGGGUCGCCAUUUUCGCUCAGAAGCCGGCAGAGUAUGUAUCAAGCCAUUGCUAGAUGAGGAGGUGAUUGAGCGCGAGCGGACAUUCGGGGUUCAACAAUCUAUGCACGGUCAUUUGCAACCAGUGACUCAACCGAUAAGUAUCCCGCCGAUGGAGGGACAGGUGUCGGGCUUUACGCUACCUGCAGCGCUGCUGGCACAGUAUCCUGCUCUCCAAACUCUGCAGUGGGAUCAACUCUCGUCACAACCGGAUGAUACGGCUGGUGGCGGUGGCAGGGGCAGUUUCGAUGCUAGCUCUGGGGGCGAAUUUGGAUUUGGUGAUGAUGACGAUUCAGGAAUAAAUAGUGGGUACGCGAGUGGCUCCGGGCAGAAUUACACGUCUGGCCCACCACAGGAUCAGAUUAUGGGGGCGCCGACUGCUGGGGUUGGUGGCUGGGGACAGCACAGUCAGGAGUGGACGGCUGAUUACAAUGGUACUAGAUGA
Paracoccidioides brasiliensis Pb18 is the source of this 2313-nucleotide messenger RNA. RefSeq lists its product as uncharacterized. Gene Ontology annotation, molecular function: DNA-binding transcription factor activity, RNA polymerase II-specific; RNA polymerase II cis-regulatory region sequence-specific DNA binding. Gene Ontology annotation, biological process: regulation of transcription by RNA polymerase II. The coding region runs from base 1 to 2313 and encodes 770 amino acids. Gene Ontology annotation, cellular component: PcG protein complex; transcription regulator complex. The transcript is spliced from 2 exons. The record is from RefSeq and is a predicted model, not a curated record.